AUGGAAAUGCCAGGUAGAAGAUCCAAUUACACUCUCCUCAGCCAAUUCCCCGACGAUCAGGUCUCCGUCUCCGUCACCGGAGCCCCUCCUCCUCACUACGACUCCUUCUCCAGCGAGAACAGGAGCGGCGGCGGCGGCGGGAGCAACGGGAAAUCCAAACCCGGAUUCGAUUGGGAUCGGACCGGGAACAUGUACGCUUCGCCUCUCGGUUUGCAGAGGCAAUCGAGCGGGAGCAGUUUCGGCGAGAGCUCCUUGUCCGGCGGGGAUUACUAUAACAUCCCCGCCGCGGCGGGUAACGAGAUCGAAUCUGCGGGGUUUCCUCUAGAUGUCGGAGGAGUGGGAGGAGGAGAUUUGAGGAUUCAGAUGGCGGCGGAUCCGGCUGGAGGUUCGGCUUCUGGGAAGAGCUGGGCGCAGCAGACGGAGGAGAGUUAUCAGUUGCAGCUUGCUUUGGCGUUGAGGCUUUCCUCUGAGGCUACUUGCGCUGACGAUCCGAAUUUUCUGGAUCCUGUUCCGGAUGAGUCCGCUUUGCGGACUUCUCCGAGUUCAGCUGAAACCGUUUCUCAUCGCUUCUGGGUGAAUGGAUGCUUAUCGUACUAUGAUAAAGUUCCUGAUGGAUUUUAUAUGAUUGAUGGUCUGGAUCCAUAUAUUUGGACCUUAUGCAUUGAUCUACAUGAAAGUGGCCGCAUUCCUUCUAUUGGAUCAUUGAGAGCUGUUGAGUCCGGUGUUGACUCUUCGCUUGAAGCGAUCUUUGUCGAUCGGCGUAGUGAUCCUACCUUCAAGGAGCUUCACAAUAGAGUCCACGACAUUUCUUGUAGCUGCAUAACCACUAAAGAGGUUGUUGAUCAGUUGGCAAAACUUAUCUGCAACCGUAUGGGAGGUCCAGUUAUCAUGGGAGAAGAUGAGUUGGUUCCCAUGUGGAAGGAGUGCAUUAAUGGUCUAAAAGAAUGCUUUAAAGUGGUGGUUCCUAUAGGUAGCCUCUCUGUUGGACUCUGCAGACAUCGAGCUUUACUCUUCAAAGUGCUUGCUGACAUAAUUGAUUUACCCUGUCGAAUUGCAAAGGGGUGCAAGUAUUGUGAUAGAGACGAUGCUGCAUCGUGCCUUGUCAGGUUUGGGCUUGAUAGGGAGUAUCUGGUUGAUUUAGUCGGAAAGCCAGGUCACUUGUGGGAACCCGAUUCCUUGCUAAAUGGUCCCUCAACUAUCUCAAUUUCUUCACCUUUGCGGUUCCCGCGACCCAGGCCUGUCGAACCCGCAGUCGAUUAUAGGUCACUAGCCAAACAAUACUUCACCGACAGUCAAUCUCUGAACCUUGUUUUUGAUCCUGCAUCAGAUGAUAUGGGAUUCUCAAUGUUUCAUAGGGGUGGAGAGAAUGACGUUUCGGCAGAAGGGGGUGGGUCUUUCCCUCCCAGUGCUAAUAUGCCUCCACAUAACAUGAUGCGUGCGUCAAGCCAUGUCCAUGAAGCAGUGCCUAUAAGUGCCCCACCAACCAAUCAGCCGGUUCUGAACAGAGCAAAUGGGGAACUUGGACAUGAUGGUGAUGAUAUGGACAUCCCAUGGUGUGAUCUUAAUGUAAAAGAGAGGAUUGGAGCAGGUUCCUUCGGUACUGUUCACCGUGCUGAGUGGCAUGGCUCGGUAAGAACUUUUUCUCUGAAUUUUGUUGCAAUAAUGAAACGCCUUCGUCACCCAAAUAUUGUUCUCUUCAUGGGUGCUGUCACUCAACCUCCAAAUUUGUCAAUAGUGACAGAAUAUUUGUCAAGAGGUAGUUUAUACAGACUUUUGCAUAAAAGUGGAGCAAGGGAGCAAUUGGAUGAGAGACGCCGCUUGAGUAUGGCGUAUGAUGUGGCCAAAGGAAUGAAUUAUCUUCAUAAUCGCAAUCCUCCGAUUGUACAUAGAGAUCUAAAAUCUCCAAACUUGUUGGUCGACAAAAAAUACACAGUCAAGGUUGUAGCUGCGGUUGGUUUCAAGAAUAAGCGGCUUGAGAUCCCACGGAAUCUAAACCCUCAGGUUGCAGCCAUAAUCGAGGGUUGUUGGACUAAUGAGCCAUGGAAGCGUCCAUCAUUUGCAACAAUAAUGGAUUUGCUAAGACCAUUGAUCAAAGCAGCGGUUCCUCCACCCAAUCGCUUGGAUAUGUGAAGUCACCGGUCCACUUCUAAACACAACACAAUCAUUGAUGAAUGGUGCACAUACACUCUCUCAGCAUUCUUUUGCUGCCCAGGAGGGGAGCACUAGUUAAGAUAGCUGCAACUUGUGAGCUAUCCUUCUUAUCCUAUACAAAUUCGUCACAUGGAAGAAAAAUAAGUAGUUGAAAAAAUAGUAAUGGAAACUGUGAGUAGAUAAUAUGUUAUCUACCUCCUCCCAUGGGUAAAGCAAGCAAGGUUUUGUUGUAGUAUUUUGUUUGAUCCCACAUGUAAUGUUUGUUUCUUUAUUUACAUUGUUGUACAUCAAAACUGCUAAAUUAGCAAGUUAAGACUUAAAGAGUGUCCCAACAAAACAAAAGUUCUGUGUAGCUGCUGUCAAGGGUUUUGCAAACUCAAUAUAAUUC
Molecule: messenger RNA, 2539 nt
Organism: Eruca vesicaria subsp. sativa (arugula)
Lineage: Eukaryota; Viridiplantae; Streptophyta; Magnoliopsida; Brassicales; Brassicaceae
Source: the annotation of a GenBank genome assembly